AUGUUACCGCAACAAUGGGCAUCUCCAUGCGGAAAACAAUGCACCAAUAAAUACGCAGCCCUCACCAAACUUCCAUGGCGAGUUUUCUGCAAAAAAGGAUGUGGUUCAGAUGGAGACACAUGGGAGGAAUGUUUGGAGGACUGUAAUCAACUAUGCUACAAAGAUCCUGUACUAAAGGACCAAAAAUGGAGUGCUUAUAUUGAUCGUUCUCCUGGAUCUGCCAGUUAUUCAGAGGAAUGUUUCCAUGCUUGUGUAUCUGGCUGUGGUUACAAGUUUGAAGUUAAACCAGAUGAGGCUGAUAAAGUCAGUCCCAACAGGCCACCGAAGCCUGAGCCUGAGUCUGUUCAGAAGCCGAAGCGAAAACAUGUAGAUCACAUCCAUCCGCCUGAUAUACCAGACACCUCUGCAUAG
Lathyrus sativus (Indian pea) is the source of this 411-nucleotide messenger RNA. The record is from the annotation of a GenBank genome assembly. Lineage: Eukaryota; Viridiplantae; Streptophyta; Magnoliopsida; Fabales; Fabaceae.